UCUCGCUGCCCCUCCCCAAUCAGGGGCCCUUUGUGAUGUAAAGGCCCCAGCUCUGUGAUGCAGGCCUGGGCCCCAGUCCCUAGUCUGCAAGGGAAUGCUCAGACCUCAGUUGCUUGAAGGCAGCAGACCUAUUCAGAUGGCGAAUAUUCCGUUUCCUCUAAAAUUUCUUAGUGAUUUCUGGAUAAACACCCCCAGCUUUACACCAUGGGUGUUGGAUAUCUUUCUCACCCUGGUAUUUGUCGUGGAGUUAUAUUUCCUAUUAGCCCCCUGCCUCUCUUACUUCCAUCGUGAUCCACCCUCACCAUCGCCCGGGGAGAAGAUAAUGGGUCACCUUCUCUCCCAGGGUCAGCAGAGGGGGAGGCCCAAAGGCAGGAAGAAAAACAGCAGUCUGAAAGCUUCUAGAGACCUCCUGACAGGCCUGGAGGGGAUUCGGGACUCGCUUUCACAACUGCAGCGCAUCCUGAGGCCGUAUCCUGAGAAAGGCGACUUUGGUCAGCUCUCUGGUGCAGAUCCCCCCUCAGGUGAGGAGUGCAAAAGAGCGCCUGAUGGAGCCUCCCACUCCCCUCAGGAGCUGAUGGAAGAUGCCGCUCCCGUGCCUUCCCCAUUAGCUUCCCCGGAUCCUCAAACCCAGCAUCCUUCGCCUCUCGUCUCCACCCCAUCACCAGGCCCAAUGGCCACCUCAGUCUCCCCUCUGAGUGCCUCCCAACCACCAGAGCCUUCCCUUCCCCUGGAACACCCCUCACCAGAGCCACCUGCGCUUUUCCCUAACCCAACACACACCCCUGAUCCUCGGGCCUGCUCUCCGCCUCCUCCGAAAGGCUUCAUUGCUCCUCCCCUGCGGGACUCCACUCCGACGACUCCAUCUCACUGUGACUCAGUGGCGCUUCCACUGGGCACCAUCCAUCAAAGCUCCAGUCCUGAACUCUGGAGCAACCUGGGAAUGACCCAAGAGUCUCUGGAUCCGAUGCAGUCUCCAGAGAAAUGGCCAGGGACAAGUCAGGGCAGGGGCAAACUCAGACCCUUGCAGUUCUCCGAGUCCACGGGCGAAAGCAGCAAGGACAUACAGAAGGUGACGUUCCCGCUAGAGAGUAAUCCGUGCACACCUCUGGGACAAAUUCGGGGGCAUACCCCCCAAAAUCUAGCCAGGUGCCUGGAAAGCUUCCCAGGGAAGGUUCUGGGGGCAGAACCUCAAGACUCUGAGGAAUCGGAAAGAGACUUGAAGAUGCCCUUGAGGAGAGACUCGGAAAGUGAUUUAUUAAGACGCACAGAGAGAAAUCAUAUAGAAAACAUCCUGAAAGCCCACGUGGGCAUGAAGUUGGGCCAGCUCAAUGAGGGCUUUAUCCCCAUCCGUGUGCGUCGAUCCUGGCUUGCUGUCAACCAGGCUUUUCCCCUGUCCAACACCCACAUGAAGACCAGCAAUCUAACAACCCCAAAAAGUGAAAGAGCCAGUGUGAACACAUCCCAGGAGCUUUCCUUCCUCGAUCCGUGCACUCGACAGGUGCUGGGACGCCAUAUUGUGAGGUUGUGGGCCAAACACAACUGGAGCCUAGCCCUCAGGGUCCUCAAGCCCAUUAAGCUCUUUAAACUGGAAAAGGUUUCGUCCUUACCCCUAACACAGCGUGCACGUCCCUCGUCAGCCACCUAUGAAUCUAAGCCUAACUCAAAAGUUGAGAAAGCCACGUUCCUAAGAGAGUCACCACUGGCAGGUCUGAGAAAGCAGGUGCUGACCAAAGCAUCUGUUCAGACGCCAGACAGUCUUAUGGCAGCCAGAAGGAGCAACCUGGGGUACGAGGAGCCCAAGAACCCGAAACAUCAAGGCUCACGCAAGAGCCAGAGCCGGAUGUUUACCCCUACUCACAACAGUGAGAACCCAACGAAGCCCAACUUAGAAAAACGUGUAGAAAGGCUGGAAGAACUGAGGACUCCCCAACUCACCCCAGUCAGGAAAACAGAAAAAACCCGUCAGGAUGAAGGCCUCCGGCUGCUGCCGUCAAAGAAACAGCCUCCUUCAAUAAGCGACGUCGGAGAAAGCAUCAAACAAUUCUUUCAGCAGGUCUUUUCAGAGAAGAAAAGCAAGCCAGUUCCAGUCACUGCCAAGAGCCAGAAAAUAGUGAAAAACAGAUCACAUGUGUACAGCAGCUAUGCUGAAGCUGAGCGGCUCACGGCAGCAGUUGGACACAUGCUGGAGAAAAAAAUGACACUUUGCCGUGAGCAUCGUGCCUCAAAGGCAAAUCAGCACAAACAGGAGUUCCAAGCCCCAGUCUGUGGGUUUCCCUGCAACCGCAGGCACCUCUUCCACCCGGAACACAGCACAAUGCUGGGCUACGCAGCCAGCAGUCAACAAGCCACUCUCAAGAGCCAGAGUUACCCCAACAGAGAGAAGCAUAUCAGAGAUCAACAGUCCCUGAAAAGUGUCCGACGCAACAAUGAGCAACGGGGCCAGGACAGCCCCAACUCUUGCUCCCCAAGAAGGCUGUCUCCCCAGUCAGCGCCCCUCAGGGCAGACCGAAGACAGAACAUUUAAUAUUCCAAAAUAAAUAAAUAACUCCCCCCCCAAUAAAAGGAUAAUGGCUUUUAUUUGUGUCAUGCUUCAUCCUGAGUUCCUUCACUGAAACUUAGGUUUCCAUAAUACCGUCUUUACACAAACAACAAAAAAUUCUAAAAACAAGAUGAGAACACCUACGAAGAUCCCACUCAGAGAUAUGGUUCAACCCAUCUUUCUACUACUUACUCUGUACCUCAAACUUUAUGCAGCUGUAGGAAGAAGGUUUGCAGAGAUGUCAUAGGACUGAAUAUCUCCAUGCAGGCUCCAGGGACUGCCACAGUCAAGUAGCUUCAUGUGUCACAAAACAGUGGAAGCUCGGGUGGGAGAGUGUGAGCCCUGAGUUCAGAAGCCAGGGAAGUCUUGACCCUGGAUAUCCUGGGGGAGAGUAGAUAAUGCCUAUCCUUGGGAAGCCCCUUCUCUCCCUCGCAAAGGCUGGGAUGGAAAUGGGCCCUCUUAGCUCAGCCUACAUACAAAGCACAGAGUCCCCAUCCCACUGCCUCCCCCUUUCUUGCACUCUGGAGUGGGGUGGGGACAGACCUUCCAGCACUGUGGAUGUAAAAGUGGGGGUUGGGGGGAGGCCUCCACGGAGGCUGCUGAGGUCUGUGAGCUCCCCUGCCCGCAAUGAGUGAAUGACCCUGCUCCUGGGUCACCUGCCUUUGUCUGUCUCACCUAUGUGUGUCUCAGCUUCAGAGAAGUAGUUCUGGGUGAAUGGGGUAGGGCAUGCCUGUGUGUGCAGAGGCUUCUGAUGGUGGGACUCUGUAGAACUACAGCAGGAUGCAGACAAAGAUUUGAAAAGGAGGCAAAGUGGUGUGAGGGCUCCGUAGGCGGUGCCAUGACCUGGGAGCCUCUGACAUUCCAACCCCUUCCACAGGCAGAGAGGGGCCUAUGGCUCAUCCUGGCCCCACCCCAGGGUCUGUCCCUGUUCCAGCUCCCAGACCAUAGACCUAAAAACGAAUUUACCCCCAACACAGAGGGCCAGACCAGUGAGAAGGCAAAAUGAAUAAGGGAAGAUGAAUUUCUUAA
This is a messenger RNA of Callithrix jacchus (white-tufted-ear marmoset), 3568 nucleotides long. RefSeq names its product spermatogenesis-associated protein 31C1. The record is from RefSeq and is a predicted model, not a curated record. Lineage: Eukaryota; Metazoa; Chordata; Mammalia; Primates; Cebidae.